CCUUUAAAGAUCUUUGUAUUUAUUUGUGUGUAACAGGUUGACAUGUAAACUACACAGUGGGCGUAUGGAUUGGAGAAAGUGUGCAGACGAUGACUCACAACAGAGGAAGUUGUGCUCAAGAAAGUGAAAUUCCAUGUUUCAAUGGACAGCCACAUCUUGAAGCCAGAUUUGAGUGCCCAAUCUGUCUUCAGUGCAUGAGAAAUCCCAUCUUGACAGCAUGUGGGCAUCGAUUUUGCAGUGACUGCAUUACAGACUGGCUGAGGCAAAAAGACCAGAGUUGUCCAAUUGAUAGCCUUCCUAUCAAUCAGGAGACAGAUCUGUUUCCUGACAACUUCACCCGUCGUGAGAUUCAGGAACUUGAUCUCCAUUCUUCAUCCUGUAGUUAUGAGAAAAGGGAAGAAGUUCAGUGUACCUUCCAUGAUGUGGGAUGUACAGAAAUACUUACAAAGAAUUCUUUGGCUGAGCAUCUGAAAUCACAAGUUCAUCAGCAUCUAGAUCUGCUUAGACAAGCACACAUGAAAGCACGAAGACAAAACUCUGUUGAAGAGAAGUUUAAAGGAAAAGCACAGGAAGCAGCUCUUCUUUGGGCACCAGAUUCAAAAGGAGAAUCCACAGAGAAAAAUGGGGAAACCUGGCAAGCACUGGCACGUGACUUAUUUGGUAGGAUUGUGGUCCUGGAACAGAAGUACAAUGAACAUGAAAUACAGCUGUCUAACAUCAAGCAGCAGCUGCAGCAACAUGUCAGCAAUUCAAGUGCUGUCCUCGAAGAAAUCUGUCGUAAACACUGUGGUGGUGUCAUGUUGUGGGCUAUUCCUGAGUUUCGUAAAGAGCUGAACACAAUGGAAAGAGAACCUGCUCAUUAUUUCCUUUACAGCCCGAGCUUUUACACUUCACCCAAUGGAUACAGGUUUUGCGCACGGCUUAAUAUAUCACCAAAAGAUCACAAUUACUUAUCAUUGUUGAUUCAUCUUAUGAAGACUGAUCAUGACGUUUGCUUAGAUUGGCCGUUCACUGGAAGAAUUAGUUUUCGAUUGGUCAAUAUGAAAGAUUCACAGUUACACAUUCAAGAAACCAUGAUGUCUAGGCCAGAAAUUGACGCAUUUCAACAGCCAACAAAAAACAUUAACCCUAGAGGAUUUGGAUACACAGAAUUUAUUUCAAUACCAGAACUUAUGACUGCUGGAUUCAUACAUAACGAUACACUUACCAUCAAAAUAAAAGUGCAAAGUGUGUAAUUAAUGUGAUUCUUCAGGUUUGCUCAAUGUAGUAGAUCAUUAAGGAGACCUUGGACAAGAAGCCGGAUAGGCACGUGCAAUAUUUCAUCAGUGUACUGGCUGACUAUCAUCAGGUGCACUCAUGGACUGCUCUUUUUGAACACAAUAAUAUGGCCAUUCACCUAGUACUUGUCUGAUGCGUCUAUAUACUUCAUGCAUAAACGAGACCAUUCACAAAAUGGUAGAAACAUUGAGUUGCUGCAGGCACAAAAAAAAAAAAAAUGAAAAUAAAACUUGCUGGAAUUCAGAUGAAUACUUUAAUGAGCUAGAGAGUACACACACACACACACACACACACACACACACACACACACACACACACCACACACACACACACACGACAUUGUGCUGGCUGAACACACAAUGCCAGGAUUGCAGUUCGACUGAUGGACCAUAGUGAGGGGAUGUGUCGGGUGCUGUGGGUAGAGUGAGAAAGAGGUGGGGAGUGGGAUGAGGGCUUGAGGAUAGGUAGCUGGUGUCUCAGACGAUAGCAGCAGGUGUGCAGGUUAGAAAUGCAGGAACGGGAGACAGCAGGUGCACUGGCUAGGAAUGCGACACAUAGGCAUUGGAGUCAGUGAGUUAGUGCAAUGCAAAGUGACAGUGACAUAGACUGAUAGUUUUAACAGGACAGACAAAGGGGAAGCCGUUGAGUAGAGGGUGUGCAUGCACUGAAUUAAUAGAGAUUGAGGCCAAGGCAGUUAUCGGAGUGCAAGGACAAUUCCCAUCUGCAUAGUUCAGAGAAGCUGGAGCUGCAUGGUAGGCAGGGAUUGUGGAACAGCAUGUUGUGUUCAGUAGCAUGUUCCACCACUGGAUGGUCAGCUCUGUUUUUUGCCACAGUUUGGCAGUGGCCUUUCGUGCUGAUGGACUGCUGGUUAGUGCUCAUGUCGACUUAAAAUGCUGUGCAGAAAUUGGAGCACAGCCUAUAUAUGACAUGACAAUUUUCACAGAUGUCCCCGUCUCUGAUGAGGUAGGAGAAGUCUGUGACAAGAUUAGAGUUGAAAUCGAUGAGCAGUUCAAUCAGGCAGGUCAUGCACUCAGGGUAUUCCACAGGGAUGUGACCUAUGUGCCAAGACACUGGAAGGUGGAGUAUCAUGUGGAUGGACCAGGAUAUUGUGUAUGUUGGGUGGACGAAGGAAUACCACUUCAGGAUGGAUGGGAAAGAUCAGGGGUAGGAUGUACCAUCUAUCACAUCCUACUCUACUUCUGUCACAGGCUUCUUCUGUCUCAGCUGAGGCAAGGACACCUAUGAAAUUAGCCAUCAGCUCUACUGCAAUUUCUACAGAGCAUUUUUUAUGGAUAUGACCACCAACCAGCUGUCCACCAAUAUGAAUGGCCACAGACAAAACUGUGGACAAGAAUAAAGUUGACCACCCAGGGGCAGAACAUGCUGAUUGACCACCAACCAGCUGUCCACCAAUAUGAAUGGCCACAGACAAAACUGUGGACAAGAAUAAAGUUGACCACCCAGGGGCAGAACAUGCUGAUUAGCACAACAUGCUGGAGCUCAGGGGUUAUUUUACAACCCAUGCCAUCUGGACCUUUUUGUCUAGCACUUUUUUGAAAAUUUAAAUGGGAGUUAUCCUUUCAACACUUCCUUCACUCCAGUAAUCCUUCUACACUCAGAUCCUCAAAUACUAGACACAAAUUUGGGAGGGCAAUGAUUCAAAUCUACAAAGAGCCAUCCAGAUUUAAGUUUUUUCAUUAUUUCUGUAAAGUUCCUGUAGACAAAUGGCAGGCUUAUUCCUCCAAAAGGGCAUGGUCAAACUGCUUCCCCAUCCUGGAAUCAGUCUGGGCUUGUGCUCCAUCUCUAAUGAUCUUGAUGUUGGGAUGUUAAACUAAAUCUAUCUAUCUUCCUGGCCUCAAUCACCACUAACACACUUCAUGCACACCCUCCAGCCAGAACUUUCCUCUUCCUCAGUGCUGUUACCCCCUCACAUUCUAUGCCUCCACAUUGACAUCAUCGUGCACCAUUCAAACUCACCAGCUUCGUCUUCCGUUGUCGCAUUCCUAGCCCAUGGACAUGCCACCUUCCCAUCCUGCAUUUCUAACCCGCACACCUGCAGCCACCCUCCAAGCCACAAGUUACAUCUCCACAACCCCUCAUCCCAGUUCUCGCCUCUCUGUCUUUCUACCCAACCCCAACCUACCCGAUGUAAUCGCUCACUCCUGCCAACAUGGCAUUAGGUAUUCAGUUGGCACAAUGUAGCUGCUCAGGUGUGCACUUGUGUGUAUAUGCACUUAAACUUGCUAAAUAGGGUUCAUCUGAAAGCUAACAAGUUUUCAUUCUAUUUUAUGUGCCUGUCAACAGCUUGACACAAACUAUUCGACAAAUUCCUUCCUUUACUCCUAAAGUAUUUACAUACCAUAUUUGAUUUAUUUUUAACAUACUUUGUGUAUAAAUAUAUCACUGUACAUAAUAUUAUUUCUUUGACUUAGUGCAGAAACAUAACUUAUAUUUUGUCAUUUUUAAUAUACCACAGUUGACUUAAUUCAAAACAUCUGCAAGAAAUAUUGUCUUUUGCUGUUUUCCAUGGCAUAUUAGUGUACAAUUGUUUUUGACGUUGAAAUGCAUUUAUACACUGUGAUAAAUUUCAUCAAAAUCAAUCAGCUGUGUGGCAUUGGACUAGCAGUUUACUGCAGACUAGUUCCUGGUCUCCACCGGAAAAGAUCAUAUGCAAAGUGUCACACCAAAAAAGAUGAGACUGGUGUAAAUUUGUAUUCUUACGAGGCAUGUUCAGUUAGUUAUACUUGCUUUAAAGUGGAUCCCCUUGUAAUCUGUAUACAGCUGUAGUCAUUCUAGCAUUGCUCAAAACAUUCUAUGGAGCAUCACAAGAGUUCAACCAUUUUUGCCUUCCACAAAGCAUACAAAUUCUUAAGUUCUAAUCUGCUGCCACUGAGUUGAGUGAUUGUGUUGAAACUUGUCAAAACCUGUGUAUUGUUGUUCUGUGGUGUAUUGCCAUAUUUUGAGAGAAUGCAAACCUGUACUUAUGACUAGUUUGAAUAUUUUGUCUGUUAAUGUUUCGUUUACAACAUUUUUGCACUUUUUAUUAUCUAAAUACAAUAGUAGUAUUUUGUCUGGUACAUGAACAUUACCACAGAAUGUAGUGUGUGUGCUUCCAUUUUGUGAUAUUUUCCACUGAUUUCUGUAACAUGGUCUGUUGUAUAAUUACUAGGAUAAAAAGUUUUGUACUUGAUUUAUAAUCUGAUUAUCGUGUCACUGAGGAAGCUAUAGUGGUGUGCUGGGAUGUUUUUCUUUGACUGUAUAUUAGAUUUAGAUAAUGUCACCACUCCUAGUGAAUAUAGGAAUAAUUCAAAUCAAAUGCCUUUGCCUUUGAUGGUGGUUUACAUACAAUGUCAUACAUGGCCAAUACAGUGUUACAGCAGCAUAUAAUUUUAUGUUCCUAAGUGCAGGACCUAGCAGUUUUGACUGAUUCCUGAGAUCUCUCCUGCUCCAUCCCCAUGGCCUCCUUCCUUUCAGGGUAUUAGUUCUCACAUACUGCUGAAACUCAACGGGCACUGUGAAGAUUCAGUCUGUGUCCUUAAGAACAGCAAGCAGAUAUGUUGUUGAUAUAGCAUUUAUUUUUUUUAAAUUACUUAAGUUUCUGGGGCUCUUGCCAUGGAUUUUCAUUAAAAUAAAGCAUUUUUUAAUGUCCGUUCUCAAAGUAUUACUCAAAAGUGCAAUUAACUACCAUACUGUAGAAAACCAUUAACUAAUAAGAGACUAUUUUAUCUGUAGGAAAACACGGUUAGAUUCCAUAUUAUUGCAUUAUGAGGUAUGUUAUAUACACUUUAAAAUGUCAGUAUUAUAUUGUGUGGGGUGGGAUCUUUUUCAAAGUGCAAUAACAACCAUCCUUUUGUAAUAUACAUUUUACUGCAUUGUUUUUAGAAUAUAUGUAUUACUGGUGUCAUCAUUUGAACCAGUAUUAAUCACUAUUAUGCCGUCCAGUUUAUUAAGCAAGUGAUUGGGUUAUAGCAGAUAUUGAAUGUAUAUUGUUUAUCCAAUUAAAGCACUUUCAAAUCGUUAA
Molecule: messenger RNA, 5299 nt
Organism: Schistocerca gregaria
Lineage: Eukaryota; Metazoa; Arthropoda; Insecta; Orthoptera; Acrididae
Gene: Traf6
Product: TNF receptor-associated factor 6-B
Exons: 8
Coding region: 90-1235 (381 amino acids)
Biological process (GO): regulation of canonical NF-kappaB signal transduction; protein K63-linked ubiquitination; regulation of apoptotic process
Cellular component (GO): plasma membrane signaling receptor complex
Molecular function (GO): zinc ion binding; protein binding
Source: RefSeq, a predicted model, not a curated record